This is a messenger RNA of Coregonus sp. 'balchen', 5501 nucleotides long. The record is from the annotation of a GenBank genome assembly. Lineage: Eukaryota; Metazoa; Chordata; Actinopteri; Salmoniformes; Salmonidae.
AUGAAAGAGACAACAGCCAAGAGACGCGAGAAACCCAAGGACUCCAAAGCUGAGAAACAGAAGGAUGCGGGCCCCGUGCCACAGGAUGUGGAGAUGCCGGAGGAAGACUCGGCUAGUGCAGAAAAGAAACCCAAGGAACUUGAUACCCUCACACUAGAUGGUUAGCUGCGAUAUAACAGAAAUCCUGAAAGGGAUAUAUUCAAACUCAAUGUCAGAUACGUAAGAUUGCCACGGAAACAACUGCUUCGGGUUUUUGCUACCGUAUUGAAUGUUAGUUAGUUAGCUACCGCUAGCUAGUGUUAGAAAGCAGUUGUUAGUCUAUGUAACUAGCUAGCUAAAUUGCCAGGUGUAAUUGGUAAUAUAUUGUUGAAAUGUAGCUAUCGUGAGAGAGAAUAUAGUUAACUGACCUAGUUCGCCUGUUACUAUAUGAUCUGACUAACUGCGUUAUCGCUGGUCUGACUUUUAUUCACUCGCUGUAGUAGUAGCUAGUUCGCUAUCUAACAACGAAAUCCCCUAGUCAUAGCUAGCCAGUGAGCAAGUUAAUCAGUUUGCUAGCAAUGUUUACUUAAAUGUGUGUCAGUUGGAAAUCACUUUACUGCCGUAACCUGUCAAAGCAGUACUUAUAUAUUUUUGUAUCUCCAAUUGUAGCGAUCUAGCUUGUCAUGUCAGUAACUACAUUGUAUUUGAAAAAUAAAUCCGUUUUGAGAUGAGUGAAAGAACUGACAUUAGCUGUCAGCUUUUUUUCAUCCCUCUUCUAUACUCUUCUAUAAAGGUCUCUCCUUAUGACCUUACUCCCCCUCUCCUGUUAUAGACAUCAAAGAGCAUGUGAAGCAGAUAGAGAAGGCUGUGUCGGGCAAGGAGCCUCGCUUUGUGCUGAGGGCCCUGCGCGCCCUGCCCUCGACCAGCCGCCGCCUCAACCCCAACGUGCUGCACAAGGCUGUGUCUGGCUUCUACACCUCCAACGCCGCCGGCAAGGAGUUCCUACUCAGCUUCCUGGAGGAGGUACGAUGAGUGCAGAUCGUAUCAGAUAGAAACGACUGUGGUACUACUAUUACUACUACUGUUGUUGAGAAACCUUGGCUAUGAACUAUUACUCAUGGCCUUUUUCUCUGUCUCCUUUGCCCACUUGGCUCCUUUGGUCCCUUUCUGUCCGGUUCUGUCUUUCCUUCCCCCUCCUCUACCAACACCCUCUCCCCUCCAUCUAUUGCAUCCAUCCAGCCCAUGGACACAGAGGGAGAUGUCCAGUUCAGGCCCCGUACAGGGAAGGCAGCUGCCACCCCCCUGAUCCCUGAGGCGGAGGCCUACCUGCAGCUGCUCCUGGUGGUUUACCUCACCAACAACAAACGCUACACAGAGGUGGGCUGACUGAGCUCACACACUCUCUCUCUCAUGCCUCUGUCUUGCUCUCAUGCAUGCACAGUACAUAUUUAUGUUGGAUUGAGCUCUGAAUUCUCUUUGAUAUUUACAAUGCUCACCAUCACACCGUAGUCAUUAGAAAUAAAUGAUGACUGUGUUAAUGCCCGACUGCCUGACUUGGUUCUUAGCUUCUCACUUUUCUCUCUGUAGGCCCAGAAGGUGUCAGACGAGCUCUUGCAGAAGAUCGGCCCUCAGAACCGGCGGGCUCUGGACCUGGUGGCCGCUAAGUGUUACUACUACCACUCCCGCGUCUACGAGUUCCUCAACCAGCUGGACACCGUGCGUAGGUAAGCCCACCAACACUUUAUCACUGACUGUUUUUGUUCCUUUUUAGAUAUAUUUAAAGUAUUUUCUGACUUAAUUAAACAGAUGGAGAGGAUGACGGUGGGGAAAGAUGGAGGUUGAUUCAAAAGGCAGUAGGCCAGUCGUGUAUAUUAAACUAAAUAAAACCCUUCUCAAAGUUUCCUGCACACGCGUCUGAGGACGGCCACCUUGCGGCACGACGCCGACGGCCAGGCCACGCUGCUCAACCUGCUGCUGAGGAACUACCUGCAGUACAACCUGUACGACCAGGCUGAGAAGCUGGUGUCCAAGUCAGUCUUCCCCGAACUGGCCAACAACAACGAGUGGGCCCGCUACCUCUACUACACCGGUGAGAGAGACUGGGAAGGAGAGAGAGGGGGAGGUUCCCUAAGCAUACACAUUUCUGUUGAAAUAAGGUGUCACUCGUGAUACAUUUUAAACAUUUUACUAGUUGAAGACAUCAGAAGUUGUUUAGUUUAAUCACAUUCAAUUGAAUUAUGUUUUUCAGACCAAUAUGCCUCUACAGGUUUUGAAGUGACUAUAAUAAACUGCCUCAGAAUAUUAAUGAAUUUGUAGUUAUGGCCUUAGUUUUCUGCUUUUCCACUCUGACCAUUCUCUCCCUCCCCCCUCCAGGUCGUAUCAAGGCCAUCCAGCUGGAGUACACAGAGGCCAGGAGGACCCUGACCAACGCCCUGAGGAAGGCCCCCCAACACACAGCAGUGGGCUUCAAACAGACAGUCAGUACACACACAGCAUGCAGUUUUUCCUCAGUGCAUUUAUUACAUUUUACUCUUUUAGCAGACACUCUUAUCCAGUGCGACUUACAGGAGCAAUUUGGGUUAAGAACCUUGCUCAAGGGCACAUCGACUGAUUUUUCACCUAGUCGUCACAGGGAUUUGAACCAGCGACCUUUUGGUUACUGGCCCAAUGCUCUUAACCACUAGGCUACCUUAUUAAAAAGGAGAAACUAUUAAGAGUUGACUCUCAAAUUUCCCAUAGUGUAUUGCCUGACAAUGUAUUUUCAAUCAAACUUUAUUUAUAGAGCACAUUUCUUUUCUUACAGGGGAUGAUUCAUUUCUUCUUUUUUUAAAUAUAUAAUAUUUAGUUUGACAUUUCUUCAUUUAGUUUCUCCACUUCAUACACAAACCUACACACACAAACAACAACUUAGACGCACACAAUGACUACAUCUCAUCUGCCCAGACCAGCAUGCUCACACCUCCAUCCCUAAUGCCUGCAUUAUUGUUUGCCACUUGGCCGUAAAUUGUAUCAACUAGUUUUUCAGGGAUGAAUUAGUAAUUCACAGGAUUCAAUUCAAAGUGCUUAACAAAUAAAAUAGCCCACUGUAUACCACAAAAAAGUUCAGGUUGUUCACAUCUUCUCUCCAUCCCUUCCAGGUCCACAAGUUGCUGAUUGUGGUGGAGCUGUUGCUUGGGGAGAUCCCAGACAGGCUGCAGUUCCGCCAGGCUCCCCUGAAGCGAUCCUUAGCGCCCUACUUCCUGCUCACCCAGGGUAAAUUGGUGGCGAGCUGGGUCAUGAGAAUGAGUCUUUAGUGUGAGUAAGAUGUGAACCCUGGUCUCUGUUCCCACACAGCCGUUAGGACGGGUAACCUGGCCAAGUUCAACCAGGCCCUGGAUCAGUUUGGAGAGAAGUUCCAGGCAGACGGCACCUACACCUUGAUCAUCCGCCUUCGACACAAUGUCAUCAAGACAGGUGAGUGACCAGGCAUUUCACUUUGGGCUAUUCUUUCACAUUCUCAAAUGGCUUCCUCUUCUUUUUAACUGUUUUUUAAUACUUGAAUGACUUGUUGAUAUUUAACACCAUGUCUCCCUGUAGGUGUGCGUAUGAUCAGCCUGUCAUACUCACGUAUAUCCCUGGCAGACAUCGCUCAGAAGCUGCAGCUGGACAGUCCAGAGGAUGCUGAGUUCAUAGUGGCCAAGGUAACAUGAUAUUCUACAGCCAUACUCAACUGGUGGACCUUGGUCCGGACCGGACUCAGAACAGGGUCGAUACGGACCGCGGGGCCCUACUUUAUCAAUAAGAAGUGGAUGAAAAAAAAGAAAAAAAAGUUUUUACUUAGUCUGGCUUUCAACUUACUGCUGUUGAGAGUUGUAAUAGUAGAAUGCGCAAUUUUGAAAUGUUGUAGUGCAUGGGCAGUUUUCCUCUGUCAUUCACUGACAGACCUUAGAGAGCUAUUUAUAAUUUGUCAGAAAUGUCCAGUUGAUCAAUUACUAGGCCGAUUUAGCUAGAUAGGUAAGUUAGGCUAACCAGUUAUCUAAAUCUUGUAGUGAUCUUGGCCAGAUUGCGUGCCCAGGGGCCUCGACCCCAGGGAUGCCCCCAUUUGAUUUUGUUGAGUCACUCGGGUAUCAUGAACACACAAGACAUGGAAAAAUGUGUUGAAUUGCAAGAAAUUAGCUUUUUCUCUCCGCCAACAAGAGGGGGAUGAACAGUUUGGGGUCGCAUGGGUUGCGAAGUGGGGGUUUGUUACCACACCAAUAAACUACAUUAUUCAUCCGGACCUUUGCCACCUAGGAAAUAUGCGACCAGACCUCAAAUAGUAGUUGAGUCCCCCUGAAUUACUACAUACCCUUACCUUAUCCCCACCUCCUGCGCUACGUCAGCUCAUGCAAGGAUUUCCUAAAGUUAUUAAAUUAAUAGAAAAGCACAUCACUUGUGUGUGAUAAAUACGGCAUGCAGUCCUCAACUGUCCUAAGUCACAGGUGACACAAUGGAACACUACCGCAGUCUCUUUCUGAUUUUUCUCUCUCCCAACCUCCAUCCCUCUCUUCCAGGCUAUCCGUGAUGGAGUGAUUGAGGCCAGCAUCAACCAUGAGAAGGGCUAUGUUCAGUCUAAAGAGACCAUGGACAUCUACGGUACCAGGGAGCCCCAGCUGGCCUUCCACCAGAGGAUCUCCUUCUGCCUGGACAUACACAACAUGUCUGUCAAGGCCAUGAGGUUUCCACCCAAGGCUUACAACAAGGACCUAGAAUCAGCAGAGGUGUGUACCAACCUUGUACUACUCCUUGUAUUAGCCCCUGAAAUUGACCCUAGUGAGGGUUCUGUUGUAGGACAUGGUAAGACAUGUUUUCUUUAUCUGUGCUGCAGAACUACAUUUUAAAAUUGUGACCACAAGGGGGCAUUGUUGUCAACUAGUUUUGUCAAAUGUUUAUUUGGGACUAGAAUUUCAGACAAUGCUUACUGUCAUUCUAAAAUGUGAACUAUUUGCAAACUUCAUCAUUUUAAGGAUGCACUAUGCAGAAAUCACUCCGCCAUUUUCUGGUUGCUAAUAGUUUGCCUAAUUUCAGUUUGUGAGAAUCAUGGUACCAUCUAAACCACUGUGAAAUAUAUUUUCCAUAACCAAAAAUAUAUUUUCAAAACCGAAUGUUAACGACGCAAAAAUAAAACUUAAGAACGGGAGGCAUAAAUAUGUUGCACAUAGAACAGCUCUACCGCUUCUUAGACUUGCUUUCAAUGAGAAUGACAAAUCUAUAACACAGAUUUCUAUGUGAAUUUGGUUAGGGAUCCCAAAAAGUGCCAUAUGGCAGCUGUGUUGACAUAAUGCUUGUGUGUUUACGUUUCAGGAGCGCAGAGAGCGGGAGCAGCAGGACCUGGAGUUUGCCAAGGAGAUGGCCGAAGAUGAUGACGACAGUUUCCCAUGAUCCUCUGAGAGAAGCGAGUGCAAGGAUGCCUUGUUGUUUUUCCCUUUCCUCCCUACUCCCUCCCUCUUAUAAGUUUUUUGUUUGUUUCUCUUCAGGCACAAGGCCAUUAUAACAUUUUAUAA